Molecule: messenger RNA, 1899 nt
Organism: Porites lobata
Lineage: Eukaryota; Metazoa; Cnidaria; Anthozoa; Scleractinia; Poritidae
Source: the annotation of a GenBank genome assembly
GAUAUCGAUGAAUGCAGGGAAUUCACUUUCCAAUGUCAAGAUGCUUCCCAGACUUGUAGUAAUCUCCACGGAUCUUACAAGUGCGUCUGUGGAGAAGAUUUGUACUGGAUUGACAACAAAUGCCAAGGUUUGUUUGCAAAUGAAUUUAGUUGUUAUUUGACUCAAGGCAUGAUCUGACUUUGUUCUGAUUUAUCAAUAAUUUGGACUCAUCUUUAAAGGAUUGUUCAGUCAAAGUUGUUUUGCCACUAUCAUUGGUGAUUUUCUACAGCUUACCAUGUUCCUACAUACAUACAUACUUACAUACAAUAUAUAUUUUUUUUUUUCCAAAGGACUUGGUAAAGGGAAGCUCCUCCACCACCUCCACCCGCAUCAACACCGAGAACACCUUCUGCAGAAGAAACUGCCGAAUCAGUCAGCGUAAAUGUCGGAUUAAACAUUUCUGAGGUGAGCCAUUUUUUUUGGCAUACAAUUAGUUCGGAUUUUUUAAAACCUACCUUGCGAAAAUUGCCGUCAUUUGACUAAAAACAAAACCCAAGUUCCUGCCCCCCGAUAAGCGAAAGCGAGGAAAAAGGAGCACCCCUUCCUCAAUUUGCAAGACGCUCCAGAUCAAACCAAAGGGGCAAAUUCAAUAGUUACUUAAAGGCGCCAAUAUUGAGCCACGAGUUAGACGCAAGGAUAUUGCUGUUUUGGGUUAAUUCUGUGCUAAAGUCAUUCCCUUUAGCCUAUACACGAAAUGUUUCUGUAUAGUUAUGAAGAAGAUAUCAAUAGUCAACAAUAACCAUGAUAACCUUUUUGGUGAUUUUUGCAGGCAUAACAUUAUAACUUGAAAAAAGUUGAGAGUUUUUAAUACAUUUUUUAUCCUUGCCCUCGGUUGCAACAAACGACAGGAAACAGUUUAAAUGCCUAAAUAUAAUCUUAAAUAACAAAAUUAACCAUUAUUUUUGGAAUUAAAUUGAAACAAAGACCAUUGCAAGUUUUAGCUUUUUAAAAGAGUCGUCAACUAGCGUGACAUUUUAAUUUCUAGAUCUCUCAUCUAAUUUUUCUUAUUGCAGUGGAAUGAACCAAAAGAGGACGCGUUCAAGCAGUCCGUUGCACAAGCAGCUACAGAUCAUUGCUUGACAGGUAGCAACUGUCAAUCAACGGAAACCAGGUAUUGACUACUUGUCGAUUUAUUGCUUUACUGAUUGAUUGCUUGAAGAAUGGAUGGAUGUUUAAUUCUCCAUUGACUCAUUUCUUGACAGUUUAACUAAAUUUGUGAUCGUUUCAAUAUUUUGAUCCAGAGAUUAAUAAAGUAGCUGUGAAGUAAGGAAUCGGCACAAAACAACAACAACAACAACAACAACAACAAUAUAUCAUAAUAAUAAUGAUGAUGAUGAUGAUGAUGAUGCUUAUACAUUGUAGUUAUGAUAAAUAUAAUAUGAUAAUAAAUAACAAAAAGACAAUAAAUCCACUGCCAUUUUAAGCUCUCGACGCAAACGCAGAUCAGCGGGAAACCUGGUCUUCACAGAGAACCAAGUACACGUGUUGCCUGGUUACCCAAAACAGAUUUCAGUGAGUCCACUCCUGGCGAACAUUUCAUUUUACAUACAGUCUCCAGCUGGAUCGUCGUUUACCGUCAUGCCGAAAGCUGUCGUGGUUGCCAUUGUUCAGAGUUCUCUGGCAAGCAUUUCAAGCGCCCUCAAUGCCAACAUUUCAAGUGUACAAACGCUUUUUGCAGACACAACGACAGCGACAUCUUCAACUCCGCCGAUUACAACCGCCACUACACGGGUGUUACCGACGGAGAAAGAAAGCAAUAUGAAAUAUAUCAUUGCUGGUUGUGUUGCUAGUGGGGUGGUGAUUAUCGUCAUUGUCGUAAUCCUUGUGUGGUGGUGCAAUAAGAAAAAAAGGUACCUGUGA